AUGUGGGAUGAUCUGAGUACAAGGCAGAGGCAGAGGCAGAGGCAAAUGUGCAGGAUGAAAGCAGGUUGGAGUCAGGAGCUGCCACAAGCGAUGGUUGUUGAGGGUUUUUAUAAUGAGGUGUUAGAAGGGGAACGAUGGGGUGAAGUGAGCAAAAGCAUGUGGCAUAGGCAGAUCGCGGGGGUUAUGAAGGAAGUUGCCGUUAUGAAGUGGCCUGCACUCGAGGUAGAAUAUCGAUUCAUUUUGGAGGAACCCGUUAAUAGCCUCGCGACAAAGAACAAAAACAAUGGAUUAGAAGUAAUUCAAUCACAGCCACUCUCCGAAGACCAUCCUAUAACAUUGAAUGCUGGGAGUGCAAAGCGUGUCGCUCCAAGCACUCACAGUUCUCUCCUUAUCCUGGAAAUUCUUUCAUAUGAAUCUCCAGCUGAAGACCGGAGUAAGAGCUUCCAGAGAUACCAAGAUGAUGCAGCUCUAUUGCAGCGGAAGAGGGUGGCACAAGGACAGAGAGCAAAAUGUGCUGUGGAACAUAAGACUGAAAACCGAAGAAUGAGGAGGAUAGAAGAGGGUGCCAUGUGGAAUCGAGGAAGGACCCGAGUGCUCCGAUGCAAGGCCAUCAAAUUUCGUCACGUCCGUCGGCUAAGAGUCCCACAUGGUGGAAGGCUUGCUCGUGAAUCCUUCCAUGACAGCAAGCAUACAUGGCACAAUCCCAUCCAGUCCAGCCGAGACCAUAUCACACUUAUCGACAGCCUUAGGCGGGGUAAUGGAACCACGACCACGCCAUUCUGGAAGCCCACCUCUCACAGAUGGAGGGUUAGCGCUGUGCAGAUGCAGGAAAUCAAUAGUUCCUGCAAGGUCUUAUCAGGUGGGGGCCAGCUGAGCGUGUACUGUAGACUUCGGCUUUCUAUGGCGCGUGAUUUCCGGAGCGGGCGAGAUGUUGGAUAUGUUGCUGUUGGAAGGGGUACUGCCGUUGGACCGAUAGGGCUAUCACGACCGUUGGUGAAAGUCCAGUUCAGCCUUGGGUUGGUAUUGAUGGGGUCCAAAAAGAAAGAAGUGAUCCGGACUCUGGCUAACCCAUUGGGUGCCGCCCCCUUGGAUCCAAGCUGGAUGGCAAUGACUGGCCCUCGUCCUUCACAGAGCCGGGAGAUUUACUAUCCUUAG
Molecule: messenger RNA, 1155 nt
Organism: Aspergillus niger
Lineage: Eukaryota; Fungi; Ascomycota; Eurotiomycetes; Eurotiales; Aspergillaceae
Exons: 5
Coding region: 1-1155 (384 amino acids)
Source: RefSeq, a predicted model, not a curated record